GUGGUAUCCCCGCCCACCUGUCUUCACAUCACCACCCCUCUCGCCGCUUUCAAGCGCGGAGAUUGGCUGUAAGCAAGAAAGAGCCCCGCCCCUAGUCUUAUGACUACCGCUGAAGCGCCGAUUACUGGCUUUUGCAACGCUGUGGUCGGUGGUCACUCGUGCUCUUGACCCAGGUCUAGCGAGCCUUUUCCCUGGUGUUGCAGCUCUUAUUGUACCGCCGCCGCCGCUUGCUCUGCGGAAUCAUGGUGUGCUUCCGCCUCUUCCCGGUUCCGGGCUCAGGGCUCGUUCUGGUCUGCCUAGUACUGGGAGCCUUGCGGUCUUAUGCAUUGGAACUUACUCUGCAAGAUUCAGGAAAAGCCACUUGCCUUUAUGCAAAAUGGCAGAUGACUUUCAGAGUACACUAUGAAACUACAAACAAAACUUAUAAAACCCAAACCAUUUCAGACCUUGGUACUGUGACAUAUAAUGGAAGCAUUUGUGGAGACGAUCAGAGUGGUCCCAGAAUAGCUGUGCAGUUUAGAUCUGGCUUUUCCUGGAUUGCGAAUUUUACCAAGGCGGCAUCUACUUAUUCAAUUGACAGCAUCUCAUUUUCCUACAAUACUAGUGAUAACGUAACAUUUCCUGAUGCUAAAGAUAAAGGAAUGCAUACUGUUUAUCAUCCUCUGGGCAUCGAAAUUCCAUUGAAUGAGCUUUUUAGAUGCAAUAGUUUAUCAACUUUGGAAAAUAAUGAUGUUGUCCAGCAAUAUUGGGAUGUUCACGUACAAGCUUUUGUCCAAAACGGCACAGUGAGCAAAAAUGAGUUCCUGUGUGAUAAAGACAAAACUUCGACAGUGGUACCCACCAUACACACCACUGUGCCAUCUCCUACUACAACACCUACUCCAAAGGAAAAACCAGAAGCUGGAACCUAUUCAGUUAAUAAUGGCAAUGGUACUUGUCUGCUGGCUACCAUGGGACUGCAGCUGAACAUCACUCAGGAUAAGGUUGCUUCAGUUAUUAACGUGAACCCCAAUACAACUCACUCCACCGGCAGCUGCCAGUCUCACACUGCUCUACUUAGGCUGAAUAGCAGCACUAUUAAGUAUCUUGACUUUGUCUUUGCUGUGAAAAAUGAAAACCGAUUCUAUCUGAAGGAAGUGAACGUCAGCGUGAAUUUGGUUAAUGGCUCUGUUUUCAGCAUUGCAAAUAACAAUCUCAGCUACUGGGAUGCCCCCCUGGGAAGUUCUUAUAUGUGCAACAAAGAGCAGACUGUUUCAGUGUCUGGAGCAUUUCAGAUAAAUACUUUUGAUCUAAGGGUUCAGCCUUUCAAUGUGAUAGAAGGAAAGUAUUCUACAGCUGAAGAAUGUUCUGCUGACUCUGACCUCAACUUUCUUAUUCCUGUUACAGUGGGUGUGGCCUUGGGCUUCCUUAUAAUUGUUGUCUUUAUCUCUUAUAUGAUUGGAAGAAGGAAAAGUCGUACUGGUUAUCAGUCUGUGUAAUCAAUUAAAUCAAAUGCUUUUUGGGUUUUUUUGCAAUUAGAAGUUACUUUUCCAUUGGCUAAAAGCCAGGACCAGCUGUGCAAUAGAUUGUGUAAGAUAUACAGACUAACUUCAGUGGCUUGCUAGCUGACUUGGGCAUGAGUACACUUAUUUAAGACAAAAAAUAUUAGGAACAAUUUUUUUCUGUUUUUUUCUUCCUUUGUUAAAGUAUAAUUAAAAGAACAAUUGUGGCUUAUAAUUUUUUAAGGCAAUAAUGAUUUUAAGCCCUGGAUCCAAUUAUGAAAGCAUUUUUACUGAUGUGUAAUUUUAUAUGUUACAGUUACUUAUAUUUUACUACUUUGAUGUUACUUGUAAUAUCAAAGUUGUUAGAGAAUUUAACUUGCUUCAGGAAAAAAAUUUAAGAACAUAAUGAAUUCAUUUUCAUUGGUGGCAGACAUGAAACUCAAUUCAUGAUAAGACUUCCUUUCCCCACCUCCUAAUUAGCAUUACUUAAAUCCAUGUUUUUCUGUUAAGAAAGAAAUGGCUUCAUAUUAUAUUUAAUAGCAAAAAGUCUGGCUGUAUUCUCCAUUACUGUUAGUAACUACUAUAUUUUAACAAGGAGAUUUCUUUUCCUUUUUUUAUUUUUUUGUUCUGGAGUUUGAAAUCUGCUGAUUAUCUCAGACUUGACAUUUACACUGAAGGAUGAAGUAAGACCUUCAGCUUUUUUAAAAAGGUGUUGAUUUGGAACACCUAUAUGGGUUAUGGUUUAUUAAGUUGUUAUUUAGAAAGUUUUUUUCCCCUCAGAGCCUUAACUUAUUGAGAAGGUUCAUUUAUCCUGCACUGAAAACAAAAACUCUAUAUACUUUGUGUGCCUCCUGCACUCUCCAAUUCCCUACAUGAAUAUACUCUAGCUGAUAUUUUUCAUAUACUGAUUUCUUUUUUCUCUCAGCAACAAGAGCUUACUCUAGAGGCUAGUGGGCCCUGAUGUGUUGUCAAUCAGAUGGCUGCCUAGCCAAAGCUGGACCAAGACUAUCCUGUAAAUUUGUUGAUCUUGAUGUAGAUUUAUAUCCCUGUAGGGAACUCUGAUGGCUCUGGCUUCUGGAGUAAGGUACUAGAGACCGCUUAUCCCCAUGUUUGCUUGAUUGGUUCAGCUGUCGAAUGACCCUUUUAUUUGGAAACAUAGUGUUGAAGUUGUCUAGGGUCCAAAUGGCUGCUUUGUACACCUAUCAUUAGUGUAAGUCAGAUGUUUAUUUUAUCAAGCUAUUUUAUCUCUACAUUCAACUAAAAACAAAAGUUCCCAAAGAUCUGCCUUCACUUCAGAUUUUUUUUUUUUUUUUUUUGGAUUGAAAAAGUUAAACCUGAACCUUAACUAAAGUGAGUUGGUUAUUAAAUCCAAGGAUUAAGUCCCAAUCUACCUCUCAGCACAAUGCAGAUGCUCACCACUGUAUUGCUGCCAUUAACUCAUGCCAGAACUCUUUGCCAAUAACUGGAAUUACAAAAUUUUGUUAAAGAAAAUUUAUCAAAAUCUUCCUUUACUGUCUUGUCUAUAUGUACAUCUCAAAAACAUAUAUUCCAAACUGGAGUAGAAAGUUAGAUUGCUCAAUUACAGCUCCUCUAGAACUCUAUAGCUCUGACAUGCAGAUUCACACUCUUCUCUAUUUGCUAAGUACGUAAAGAAUGUUUUCUUUUAACAUGUUCUCUUUGGAGAACAACUGCUUGUUAUAAAAGCAUUUGGUUAAAAUGAUGGCACCAUAAAGAAUAGUGGCUUCAUUUCAAUACAUAUUUCUAAGAUGAUUGUCUAGAAGCCAGAUUAAUUAAAUCAGCUUGUGACCUCGCUAAGCAUAUACAUUGGAAAUUCAGAUACAUUCAAAAUUAUGGGUUCAUUUACAAGCAUUCUACAUUUUGGGCAUAAGACUAAUAUCACUAAUUCCUCAAUAGUUAUCAUGGCUCUGUCUUAAUUAAUUAGAAAAUAUGUAUAUUUAAUUCUUUGAGAAUUAAAAUACAGAAUAUUAACAGAGGGUUAAAAACUGCUUCAACUCCAAUAAGAUACAGAAAGCUCAAAAUCUAUGAGCUGAGUGAUCAAUUAGCUUUGCUUGCUGAGUUCAUUUUUAUGUCAACACAACAGUGGAUCAGACAGUAUGACUUUGAACUCAUGAAUGUAAAGAAUUGUUUUUCAUCUAAGCUGCUUUAGAAGGACUGAUCUUGCUGCUAACUAAAGUUUUGGAUGUAUCAGUUUAGAGAACUAAUUAAUACCUGCAAAAUAAAACAUACUGUGGUACUCCUGUUUGAUCUAGUAUGUGUGGUUUUAGAUUGAUGGAUUAAAAAAUAAUAAAGAUCAUACAUUCCAUGCCA
Cebus imitator (Panamanian white-faced capuchin) is the source of this 3809-nucleotide messenger RNA. It is a transcript of the gene LAMP2, whose product is annotated as lysosomal associated membrane protein 2. The coding region runs from base 243 to 1478 and encodes 411 amino acids. Gene Ontology annotation, cellular component: autophagosome membrane. The transcript is spliced from 9 exons. The record is from RefSeq and is a predicted model, not a curated record. Lineage: Eukaryota; Metazoa; Chordata; Mammalia; Primates; Cebidae. Gene Ontology annotation, biological process: autophagosome maturation; protein targeting to lysosome involved in chaperone-mediated autophagy; cellular response to starvation.